This is a messenger RNA of Strongylus vulgaris, 606 nucleotides long. Lineage: Eukaryota; Metazoa; Nematoda; Chromadorea; Rhabditida; Strongylidae. The record is from the annotation of a GenBank genome assembly.
AUGUAUCUUCCUCAACAGCAUUAUGAUAGACAGUUCGUACUCUAUCAUUGUGACGUUUGCAAACCAUAUCCCUUCCCGCCAUGUCGCAGAAAUGGCAAAAACAAUUGCCACAAGAAGGUAAAUGCACCGGCAUGUGUUCCUGAAUGCGGCAAGAACCAAUAUGUUUACGGGAAUUUGUGUGAGCACCACAAAUUCAAAGCAAGGUUAGCUUUAUACGUUGUUGCUGCAGGACAAAAGGCAUACUAUGUAACGCAAAGUGUAACAUCGCAUAGCGUAAAAGAUAUCCAGAUGGAAAUUAUGAAAUACGGACCCGUCGUUGCUGGUUUCAAUCACUGUAACGCUAGCAGGGAAACAAAAUUUUUAUUAGACUUCUCCGACGUAGCUUUCCUAUCUGUAGUUGAAGAUGAAAUUUUCGGAACUUUGCGUCUGUACAACAAGAACUAUGAUAAAAAGAAAAUGCAACACUGUAACGCUAGCAGGGAAACAAAAUUUUUAUUAGACUUCUCUGACGUAGCUUUCCUAUCUGUAGUUGAAGAUGAAAUUUUCGGAACUUUGCGUUUUCUGUACAACAAGGACUAUGGUAAAAAGAAAAUGCAAGUUGCAUGA